Messenger RNA from Abrus precatorius (Indian licorice), 1077 nucleotides. RefSeq names its product transcription factor CYCLOIDEA. The coding region runs from base 1 to 1077 and encodes 358 amino acids. Gene Ontology annotation, molecular function: sequence-specific DNA binding; DNA-binding transcription factor activity. Gene Ontology annotation, biological process: regulation of secondary shoot formation. Lineage: Eukaryota; Viridiplantae; Streptophyta; Magnoliopsida; Fabales; Fabaceae. Gene Ontology annotation, cellular component: nucleus. The record is from RefSeq and is a predicted model, not a curated record. The transcript is spliced from 2 exons.
AUGUAUUCCUCAAAUACCUCCCUCAACGGCAAUGACCUAAUCUCGUACCCUAACCAACCAUUUUGCUUUAGGCCUUUUUCCUUUGAAAGCAACCCAACUUAUAAUUCUUCAAAAGAGGAAACCAAUUCCAAUUACGCCCUCCCUCCUCCUCCUUUGUCCUUUUUUCAAUUCCCCUUUGAAGACAAUAUCUUCCUCGAACAACACCAUGACUUGUUACUUCACCACCACCAAUCUCUAGCAGACCCUCCACUUGUUAACAUGGAGCUUCCACCAAUUAUUCCUUGUGCACAAGGCACCACCACCACAAUGAUGGAUCACACACCUAGAAAGAGAUCCAGCAAGAGAGAUCGCCACAGUAAAAUCAACACCGCACGAGGACUCAGGGAUCGAAGAAUGAGGUUGUCCCUUGAAGUUGCCAAGAGCUUUUUUGGCUUGCAAGACAUGCUAGGCUUUGACAAAGCCAGCAAAACUGUGGAGUGGUUACUGAACCAAGCCAAAGUUGAAAUCAAACAACUUGUUAGAGAGAAGAGUGGUGGUGGUGCUGCCAAGAGUGCAUCCUCAACUUCGGAAUGUGAAGGGGUGUCAAGCUUGGACGAGGUCGUGGUAAGUGGAGUUAACCAAGAACAAGAGAGGGAGCCACACGUGAAGAGAAGAACGAGUAAGCUUUGUAGAAAAAGUGCAUUCAAUCCUAUUGGUAAGGAAUCGAGGGAAAAGGCAAGAGAAAGGGCAAGAGAACGUACAAGAGAAAAGAUGAGGACUCGGAACCUGAACCGUUUGAGUUCAUGGAAUCCCUUUGAAACGGUAGAAGAAUCUGCAGGUACUCAGAGCCAAAGCGUGAAUCAUCCCUCCUUGGAUGUUCAACUUGCUGAGGCCGAAGAACCAAGUUCUCACGCGAAAGAGCAUUUGGGAACCGUAGAGGACAUGGCGCACGAAGAUAAUUCUUUGGUGAUCAUGAGCAAGUGGAGCCCAACUGUGAUGUUCAAUUCUCUCAAUAACCCAGCAAUCCUUCAAGAGCAUCAAUAUGCAGAAUUUCAGUCCUUGGGAAAAUCUUGGGAGGCCUACAACAAUCACAUCUAA